GGUCGACUUAACACGCUCGCGAAUCGGUAACGCUGCUCAGUAAAAAUCGCGAAAAGUUCAAAAAUCGGCGAAAAAGUUUAAGGCAAAAGACUCGGGUUUACUGCUUAAAGUUUUCGUUUAUCCUAAAUUAGUUUCGCGUUUAAGGAUAUAAAAUACCAAAAACAAAAAAACAUGUUGAAAUUUAUACUGGCCGUAUUAUUUCUCGUUGUCUCAUGUCUGGGCAGUCCGGUGAGCCAAACGCGUCGAUUCCCCAACGACUUUCUCUGGGGCGUCGGAUCAUCUUCAUACCAAAUCGAGGGGGGCUGGAACGCCGAUGACAAGGGGGAAUCGAUCUGGGACUUUCUCACCCACACACAUCCCGAGAAAAUAGCCGAUCAAUCAAAUGGUGAUAUAUCGGCGGACAGCUAUCAUCAGUGGAAACGAGAUGUUCAAAUGGUAAAGGAGUUGCAUGCAGGCACAUAUCGUUUUUCCCUGUCCUGGGCCCGAAUAAUGCCCGGUGGUUAUAUGAAUCACGUCAGCACGGCGGGCAUUAAGUACUACUCCAACCUGAUCGACGAACUGCUCCGAUACAAUAUUACCCCGAUGGUAACGAUCUAUCACUGGGAACUGCCGCAAAAGAUCCAAGAGAUGGGCGGCUGGACGAAUCCUGAGAUAAUACCGCUUUUCAAAGAUUACGCUCGUCUGGUUCUGGAAAUGUAUGGCGAUAGAGUGAAAUUGUGGACCACAAUCAACGAGCCAUGGCAUGUGUGCGAGCACGCCUAUGGGGUAGACUAUAUGGCACCAUCGUAUAAUAACCCAGGCAUUCCCGCCUAUCUAUGUGGUCACAAUUUGCUGAAGGCCCACGCUGAGGUGGUGCACAUGUAUCGGGAACUCUUCCAGUCGCGUCAAGGUGGUCGCAUUGGCAUUACCUUAGACACAUCCUGGCCAGAGCCCAAGGACCCAAAUUCUGCCGAGGAUCGCGAAGCCUCCGAGCGAGCCAUGCAGUUCUAUGUGGGCUGGUUUGGCCAUCCCAUCUUCUCCAAGCACGGCAACUAUCCCAAGGUGAUGAUCGAGCGGAUUAGGAAUCUUAGCAAGGAGCAGGGCUUUGGAGUACGAUCCAGACUGCCUGAGUUCACCACGGAGGAGAUCCAUCGCAUCCGAGGCACCUCGGAUUUCUUCGGCAUCAAUUCGUACACCAGCAACCUGGUCAUAUCAAAUGGACAUAACAAUACCGGCAAGUUCCCGAUUCCCUCUUUCAACCAUGAUAUGGGUGUUGUGGAGAGCCAGGAGGGCGUCGACUGGCCUGGUUCGGGAUCCGUUUGGCUUAAGUCCUAUCCCAAGGGAAUGUACAAUCUGUUGAAGUGGAUACACAAGGAGUACAAUGGACCCGAGAUAAUUGUCACGGAGAAUGGCGUCAGUGAUCGUGGUGGUCUGGAGGAUUACGCUCGUGUGGAUUACUAUAACCAAUAUCUCUCGGCUGUGCUGGAUGCCAUUGAGGAUGGUGUGAAUGUCAGUGGUUAUAUCGCCUGGAGUCUGAUGGACAGCUAUGAGUGGAAGGCUGGCUUCACGGAGAAGUUUGGUCUCUAUCACGUGGACUUCAACUCGCCGGAACGCACAAGAACUCCCAAGAUUUCGGCGCGUGUCUUUGCCCAGAUGUGUAAGACCAACACCAUCGACUGGAGCUACAGACCCAAGCUCGAUGAGGAGCAGCAACUGGUGGCCAUGGCUCAGUUGCCGGCCGAGGAUCGAGUGGCCAGAACUAGUGGUGCUAGUGGAGCCGUCAGUUGGAGUCUAACAGGUCUUCUUCUCCUGGCCCUGUUCAAAUAAGCGAUAAGACGAGAGGAAGAGCCUUGCCAUACUCAACUUGUCGCAUUGUCAAGUAUUGAUUGCUACUCGUAGCCAUAAGUUUGUCUAACCAUCAUUGUAAUAUAUUAUUUAAAUUUAAUACAUAUUACAUAUGUACCUAUAGAUGUUGUAAUUUGUAAUUAGGUUUAAAGACUCGAAACUGAAUAAAACCUUUUUGUGAUAUUAAAA
This is a messenger RNA of Drosophila subpulchrella, 2013 nucleotides long. Its product is annotated as myrosinase 1. Bases 172 to 1806 code for a protein of 544 amino acids. Gene Ontology annotation, molecular function: beta-glucosidase activity. The record is from RefSeq and is a predicted model, not a curated record. Lineage: Eukaryota; Metazoa; Arthropoda; Insecta; Diptera; Drosophilidae. The transcript is spliced from 4 exons. Gene Ontology annotation, biological process: carbohydrate metabolic process.